Messenger RNA from Aspergillus nidulans FGSC A4, 1943 nucleotides. RefSeq names its product calnexin (gene clxA). Gene Ontology annotation, molecular function: calcium ion binding. Gene Ontology annotation, biological process: protein folding. NCBI's taxonomy places the organism in Eukaryota, Fungi, Ascomycota, Eurotiomycetes, Eurotiales, Aspergillaceae. The transcript has 5 exons. Gene Ontology annotation, cellular component: endoplasmic reticulum membrane; endoplasmic reticulum. The record is from RefSeq and is a predicted model, not a curated record. The coding region runs from base 127 to 1812 and encodes 561 amino acids.
AACCUCUCUCCCUUUUCCCUGCUGUCCUCUUCUGCACUACCCCGGCUUGACCUGAAGCUGCUCCUGCUUUUCCUCCACGGAGGGCCAAUUGCCUGAACGCUUGCUUGUUUCUUUCUCGCUUUCACCAUGCGUCUCAACACAGCUCUUACCUCCGCUUUGGUCUCUUCGGCCUCCCUCAUGGGCUACGCCCAUGCCGAAGACGACUCAACCGCCGAUGCUACAUCGGUCGUUGAGAGACCUACUUUCACGCCCACCAGCCUUGAAGCUCCCUUCCUGGAACAGUUCACGGACGACUGGGAAUCGAGGUGGACUCCUUCGCACGCCAAGAAGGAAGACUCCAAGUCGGAGGAGGAUUGGGCUUAUGUCGGCGAAUGGUCCGUUGAGGAACCCACCGUCUACAAGGGUAUUGACGGAGACAAGGGUCUGGUUGUUAAGAAUGUCGCGGCCCACCACGCCAUCUCUGCCAAGUUCCCGAAGAAGAUCGAUAACAAGGGCAAGACUCUUGUUGUCCAGUAUGAGGUCAAGCCGCAAAACUCCCUUGUUUGUGGUGGUGCCUACAUGAAGCUGCUCCAGGAUAACAAGAAGGCUCUUGCGGACGAUUUCUCCAACACCACCCCCUACGUGAUCAUGUUUGGUCCCGACAAGUGCGGUGCCACUAACAAGGUUCACUUCAUCUUCCGCCACAAGAACCCCAAGACUGGUGAAUAUGAGGAGAAGCACCUGAAGGCUCCUCCUGCUGCUCGCACCAGCAAGCUGAGCUCCCUUUACACCCUCAUCGUCCGCCCUGACCAGUCCUUCCAAAUUCUCAUUGACGGCGCCGCUGUCAAGAACGGCACUCUCCUCGAGGACUUCAACCCUCCCGUCAACCCCGAGAAGGAGAUCGACGACCCCAAGGACAAGAAACCCGACGACUGGGUCGAUGAGGCCAAGAUCCCUGACCCCGACGCUACCAAGCCUGAUGACUGGGAUGAAGACGCCCCCUACGAGAUUGUUGAUGAGUCUGCCGAGAAGCCUGACGAUUGGCUAGAGGAUGAGCCGAACAGCAUUCCUGACCCUGAGGCCGAGAAGCCUGAAGACUGGGAUGAUGAGGAGGACGGCGACUGGAUUCCUCCCACUGUCCCUAACCCCAAGUGCAGUGAAGUCUCCGGAUGUGGUCCCUGGUCUCCUCCCUUGAUCAAGAACCCUGCCUACAAGGGCAAGUGGACUGCUCCGCUCAUUGACAACCCUGCCUACAAGGGACCUUGGGCUCCCCGCAAGAUCGCCAACCCUGACUACUUUGAGGACAAGACCCCCUCUAACUUCGAGCCCAUGGGCGCUAUUGGUUUCGAGAUCUGGACCAUGCAGAACGAUAUCCUGUUCGACAACAUCUACAUUGGACACUCCGUUGAGGAUGCUGAGAAGCUCCGCAAGGAGACCUUUGAUAUUAAGCGUCCCAUCGAGGAGGCCGAGGAGGAAGCUUCUAAGCCCAAGAAGGAGACAAAGGCAGCUGGCACUAGCGUUAGCUUUAAGGAGGAUCCCGUCACCUUCGUUCGUGAGAAGGUUGACCACUUCGUUGGCCUCGCCAAGGAAGACCCCAUAAACGCCGUCAAGCAGGUUCCCGAGGUCGCUGGUGGCCUUGGUGCCCUUCUCGUCACCAUGAUCCUCAUUAUUGUUGGUGCCAUCGGAGCCAGCAGCCCCGCGCCCGCCCCCGUCAAGAAGGGCAAGGAGGCCGCCAAAGCUUCAAAGGAGAAGGCCAGCGAAGCUGUCAGCUCCGCUGCGGAGACCGCCAAGGGCGGAGCGACCAAGCGCACCACCCGAUCGUCUGCGGAGUAAGACCAGUAUGAGUGAAAAGAGCCUACCAUCGCAAAGAGUUUUUUAAAACAGUAAAGCACGGCACCAAAUGAAGCGCUAUAAUAUCCAUCCGGUUUCAUAGCUGUUGCAGUAUUCUUUGAAGUAAGAAUUCU